Molecule: messenger RNA, 776 nt
Organism: Macrosteles quadrilineatus (aster leafhopper)
Lineage: Eukaryota; Metazoa; Arthropoda; Insecta; Hemiptera; Cicadellidae
Gene: Trx2
Product: thioredoxin-2
Exons: 4
Coding region: 165-491 (108 amino acids)
Molecular function (GO): protein-disulfide reductase activity
Source: RefSeq, a predicted model, not a curated record
CGUUCGGCGUUCUGUGUGGUCGUGGUGGUGUGAGCCGAGGAGAAGAGAAACAACGAGAAAGACGGCCAGACGGGACGAUUCGGUCGGUUACUAACUACCUCUCAUUGUUCACGUUAAACGUUUUUCAAUUCUAUUGAAAGUUGUAAACUUAUUGAUACAAAACAAUGUCAGCCAAGGCAGUUCACAUUACGGACGAGGAGGACUUGAAGACCAAGCUGAAGGAGGCAGGGGACAACCUGGUUGUCAUUGAUUUCUUCGCCACUUGGUGCGGACCCUGCAAGAUGAUUUCUCCCAAAAUUGAGGAGAUGGCAGCAGAGAUGCAAGAUGUGGUGUUCUUGAAGGUGGAUGUAGAUGAAUGUGAGAGCAUCGCUGGAGAAUACAACGUCUCGUCCAUGCCUACCUUCGUCUUCAUCAAGAAAGGAGAACGGGUUGAUUCCUUUGCUGGAGCAAACUACGAUAAGCUGAAAGAAACUGUCACAAAGUACAAGUGAAGAUAAUUUAUUGAUAAAUUACAUUAUUGUAUUAUUUUAUUCCAAAUCAGGUUAAGCUUUCCAUGUCAAAAGUCACCAUUCAUUGUUGAAGAAAAACUAUUUAUUGUAGAUAAAAUAUUGUUUCCAGUGCUACUUUUGUAAAUCUAUAAUGUUUUGUAUAAUUAUUUUGUCACAUUAGAUUUAUGUUGGUGUUGAAAAUGUGUAAACGGUAUGCCUUAUCUAAGUUAGGUCAAACUUUUUAACAAAUGCUAUGAAACAAUAAAUAUACUGACAAAAAUGUGGAAA